AUGCCUUACUGUCAGAUCACCAAGUGCUGAGAAAAUUUCGAAAAUUGGUGGCAUGAACGUCCACUCAUCCACCAGAUAUCGGGCUCAACGAGCGCAGCAGCAUGUGGCUGUCUUUUGCAAGGCCAACAACACAAAAGGGGUUCCUUCGAACCAAGCAGCGUUGCGUGCCGUCCCUGUUAUAUCCUCUUCAUGGACCCGCGAUUCAAACAGGUCAGGUCUGCGACAUUUCACGUCCAUUCCUUCGAUGAGGGGCAACGGGCUUCGUACCCCAACCGUUGGGGGAGUAUUUGACACUAUAUCGAUAGACGGUGAAGUUCUGGAGAGUGCCGUAAAGGAUGCCGGUGUACCGACGCACAGCACAAGAACUUCACCGACAGAUUUGCAAAGCUUGGUUCCUGAGGAGGUGCUACCGCCGUGGCCCAUCUUGCACAAGCUGUAUGAAGACAAGCGGGUCUCUAUACCUGCUCAUCAACAGGUGGCCUUGGUAUCGGCAAUCAUAGACUUUGGGAAAAAUAAUGCAGCUGGGAGUACUGUUGUCUUGGAGCGAACGCUUAUGGAGAUUGCAAAUAGGGACGUACGAAAUCUAACGAUGGUGGGCACUAUGUUAGCCCGACAUUCGCCAGAUGGAUUACCCCUCGCACGGAAGAUGUUGGAAAUCGCAUCUCGGUGCGGCGAUAUGGAUGCAGAAUAUCAAUAUGCCCAAGUUCUAUCCAAAGAUAUUCCCGGAUUCAAAAAGGACGUUAAGCAGGCUCUCCAAAUCAUGCGAUCCUUAGCAAGUCGAAAGCACGGGUUGUCCCAGUACAUCCUUGGUCUACGUCACAUCUCUACGGGAUCUGACGUGUCUUCAGGGAUAAAGUUGCUUGAAUCCGCAGCUACAAGUGGAAUUACUCAAGCAUAUGGCCAGCUAGGUUUUAUUUACGGGAAGGGUAUCGUCCCCGUUGUUCCUAAGAAUGUGCCCAAGGCGAUGAAGUACCUGCAGCACGCACAUGAGAAAGGGAUGGUCGAAGCUACAUUUCUGCUUGGGACCCACUAUGCGUCGGGAGAAGGAUCACCUGAUGGACGCCCCGAUGCUAAGAAAGCGCUUGAGCUGUUUCUGCAAGCGGCUAACAAGGGGUUGUCAAUAGCGCAGCACAAUGUUGCCAGCAUUUAUUUUCAAGGCAACGAAGAGUUCGACAUAAAACGCGAUAUUUGGGACGCCAUCGAGUAUUGGAAAAUGGCAGCAGAACAGGGCCUUCAGAUUUCGCAAGUCAAUUUGGGAAAAUUGUAUCUAGAGGGACUGAAGAGGCAACCUGGAGAUCUUUUCAGGAAGGUUAACAAAGAUUUAAACCUAGCUAGGUCAUAUUUGGUUGCAGCGGUGAAAAGAGGCGGGCCGCUGGCUGAGGAAGCACAAGGGCUUUUAACAAGGGUGGAACAUGAGGCCGAACGGGAUGCAUCGCAAGGCAGAUGUAGAAUAAUGUAGAUCGUACAGUAGAUAUUGAGGUUUAAUGAUAUUUAUUCAUGCGCUUGCA
This is a messenger RNA of Spizellomyces punctatus DAOM BR117, 1508 nucleotides long. RefSeq lists its product as uncharacterized. Gene Ontology annotation, molecular function: protein binding. The transcript is spliced from 7 exons. Lineage: Eukaryota; Fungi; Chytridiomycota; Chytridiomycetes; Spizellomycetales; Spizellomycetaceae. Bases 53 to 1459 code for a protein of 468 amino acids. The record is from RefSeq and is a predicted model, not a curated record.